CCAGAACGUAAAUAUUUGGGCUUAGAGUCACCGGAAGGUCACGGGGCUCUGACAUAGAGCAGCCAGACGACGGGCACCAGCUGGAGGCGGAUGUUCCGAGGUGGAGAAAAGCCCAUUUGUAUGGCGCGGGUCGCUACGGUACAAUCCGGUUUCCGCAGUUAACGGAUGGUGAUUUCAUUGCAACAGUGACAAAGGUGGUGCGAACAAAUCCGCUGGUCAACGAUUCGCAAGCAGAACCUCCAAGUGAACCAUUCGCAACGCGCUAGCCUCGUUUAUUCGUUUGGUGCUGGCUGCGUUCCAAUUACGCUUUGCCACUUAAAAUCAUUUGGUAGAGGCAAAUCUUCAAGUUAGCUGCAACAAACGGUGAUCGGUAAACCAACACACUCAGGCCGGCAUUGUGACAAAGCAUCAACAAAUGUGAGAAGCCCACGUUGCAUCAAUCCAGUCUAAAACACCAGUGUUUAUAAGUGUUAUUUUGUGUGUACCAACGCAAGAUCAGAUAGUGAAAUUUUAAUCCUUGUUGCAAACGACUUACUGUUAAACAUGGCAGACGAGUUUGAUGCGUGUGAGUGCUUCUGGAGCCAUGAAAUCGCCAUGAGGAGGCUGUUAUCGUUGCUCCGCCAGGGACAAUCUUACUGUAAUGAUAAUGAAUGUACUGAUCUUCCCAGUCUCCCAAACAUCGCCGGUGGCCCAAACUUUUUCCUAAUCUUCGUGGCUCUAAUUUUCAUGGCGAUCAUGUUCGUGAUGAGGCCAUCGUCAAUGCGACGAAGGAACGACCUAAACAAGGCGCUGCCUCCACCAUCCAAUGAUGAUUCAAACAAUGAUGGUGCUCCUCCUUCGGUGUCCUGAAAAAAUUCAACCAUUCGCACAAGUAACAAGCACAAUUGGAAUCGACUACCUUCAUCAAUUCUGCCAAAGAUGGUGAUGAAGUACAUUGAUACAAGGUAUAGCACAAUUUCCUUUUUGAAACUAUGAACCUGAUUGAAUUUGCGACGGCAAGAAGGUUUUUCUCCAAACAAAUAAGAUUAUGCAACAGUAUGCGAUUUUACAACAGACCAUUCUUCCACAAUACUUAGUUCAAUGAAUUUCAAAUAGCUUCCAUUUUACGUAUUGAUAUCAAAUUUUCAGGAUAUUGGAAUGUAGGCGAUUCGAUUCGAAUCAAUUCCGUUUGCUCAUUUAAUUUGCUCCAAUUUGAUCUCGGCAUGGAUUCUUAGAAUGCAUGUAGCGAUUGAACAAUGUGAUUUUUUUUGCAAUUUCCAUCUUUCAAAUGUUAUACGUUUAAUUGUUUCUACAUUUUUCUUUGUUUGUUCAUUGUUUAUUCUGCAAUAAAAUGAAGUCGUAAUUCACUAUGCCAUGUGCAUCUGCAAAUACAAGUGUACUGAUACAAACAGCAACAUACUGUUCAGUGUUCAGCAUCUUGGAAUGACAUACGAACAGUACCUCUAGAUUCAAACAUACACUUUGUGGUUUUUUAAUCAAUUGAUAGUUUGAAGUACUCCACGAAUGUUAUCAAACAAUACUAAAUUCAUAAGUAGCCAAAUUUUUUAUCAGAUUAUAUUCCAUCUGCACAAAGUUUGUUCAAAAUACAUGCUGAUGAAUUCUGUACACUCGGUACAAAUGGUAAUAGAUAACGAAUCGAUUUCUAUCCCGUAAGAAAAAACAUGUUUUAAUCCGAGAUGGGAAAAUAAAGCCAACAAAUGCG
This is a messenger RNA of Anopheles nili, 1702 nucleotides long. RefSeq names its product small integral membrane protein 14. Gene Ontology annotation, cellular component: endoplasmic reticulum. Lineage: Eukaryota; Metazoa; Arthropoda; Insecta; Diptera; Culicidae. The transcript has 5 exons. The coding region runs from base 544 to 849 and encodes 101 amino acids. The record is from RefSeq and is a predicted model, not a curated record.